AUGCCAAUAGAAUCCUACAGUUGGAGUGAUCAGAAGAAAACAAGCCCCUCAUCUCGUACGGCCUCUCCGACUGGCGAUGCGAAUCACAUCCAAGUGCCCAAAUAUCUGAAUCCAAAGGGAAACAUAUUCUGGCCUAAUAAACUUUGGGAUCUUGUCUUCAACAACAUUGAACCAACCCAAGCAUUCAGUGGUGAUGUUGUUUUAACUUGUUUUUAUUUGGAUGAUCCAAAACUUCAGAAGGCAAAGGAACGAACACAUGAAAAAGUUUAA
This is a messenger RNA of Botrytis porri, 270 nucleotides long. RefSeq lists its product as uncharacterized. The coding region runs from base 1 to 270 and encodes 89 amino acids. The transcript has a single exon. NCBI's taxonomy places the organism in Eukaryota, Fungi, Ascomycota, Leotiomycetes, Helotiales, Sclerotiniaceae. The record is from RefSeq and is a predicted model, not a curated record.